UUAUACUCGAUCGGAGAUACUCAUAAAAAAAUCUAAGGCACAUUUUUUUGUACUCGAGAUCAGGCAAAAUACCGACAUCUCUAAUGUACUGAAGUACGUGUGCUUCAUCUGCGGUCAGCAGUUCUAUCUCUUUUUUAUCAGUUUCGAAGGACAGAGAUUAGCAGAUCACAGUUUUCAGAUGCGCGACAAGAUAUACAGCAGUUAUUGGUACGAAGCACCCAAGAAGUCGCAAAAGCUAAUGAUUAUGGUAAUGACAAGGAGCUUGCAGCCGUUAGUUUUGAGAGCCGGCAAAAUUUAUAUUUUCUGUCUGGAAAACUUCGUCAUGGUAAAAUCACCUGAGACUUUCCGCGAGUGUUAUCUCAGAGCUGUUUUAAUGACACAUAACUCUUCUGUUUCGAAGGUUUUGCAGACUUCGAUGUCGUACUUUACAAUGCUCAUGUCCAUGCAGUAG
Messenger RNA from Dinoponera quadriceps, 451 nucleotides. RefSeq lists its product as uncharacterized. Gene Ontology annotation, molecular function: olfactory receptor activity; odorant binding. Gene Ontology annotation, biological process: sensory perception of smell; detection of chemical stimulus involved in sensory perception of smell. NCBI's taxonomy places the organism in Eukaryota, Metazoa, Arthropoda, Insecta, Hymenoptera, Formicidae. Gene Ontology annotation, cellular component: plasma membrane. The transcript is spliced from 2 exons. The record is from RefSeq and is a predicted model, not a curated record. The annotation marks the transcript as partial.